CCUCAACCGAAGUUUCUUCACCUACCUGACAAUCGAGGAGGUCCAUUCGACCAUGUCGGCUCCUUCUGCUGUAGACGACUAUAACAAUAUCACCAACGAUGGCGAAGAAGGAGAAGAGGAAGAAGAAACCACCGCUGUGGAUUUCUUACAGUCCAUGAUGAUGCAAGACGAUGAACAGGAUGAAGACGAACCAGCUUCCAGCGCCCUCUCAAGUACGCCAUCAGCAGACCCUCAAUACAAUCCGAAAAAACCUCUCUGGUGGAAAAAGAUUUCUGGAAGACCCACCAAGUCACAAAAACGAUCCAUAGAGGCCAUGUCUCAAUUUCGACUUCCAAGAGUAGAUUAUGGAUCAUUCUUGGAUUGGGAGGAAAUCUUUGCAUCAACUACCCCCCAAGAUAAUACUAAUAAUGCAGGACGAGAAAUCUGGUUGGAAAUUGGAUUCGGAACGGGUGACAAUUUGCUUGCCUCGGCACACCAGCAUCCGGACAGGUGUUUUGUGGGAGCCGAAGUGCACACGUCAGGGAUUGGCAAACUCUCACAACGAAUGCAUCGGGCCAUUCUGCAAAGUCAGCACUGGACGGGGUAUACCGUCUUUACACCGGAACGGUCCAAUCAACCACAAACACCAGAACAGCCUGAUCCGGAAGAGGACGAAGAAAUUGACAGCGACACGCCACUGCCAGACAGUACUAUUAGCAAUAAUCUCUACUCCAAUCUACGAAUUUACGGUGGGGAUGGUGUCAAAUUGUUGCCCUACAUUCCCACCAGUUCCCUAUCCGCAGUUCUCAUUACCUUUCCCGAUCCCUUCCCCAAACAACGACAAAUUCCCUAUCGUGUGGUGCAAACGCAAACUCUGCUCGCACUACAUCGAAUCCUGAAGCAUGCGGGUCGUCUGUUUGUUGCUACCGAUCAUGAAGGACACUCUCAAUGGUGCCGUGAAAAGGUCCAUCAAGUCAAUACGAAUGCAAGGCAACAAAAACAAGAGCAACAAGAGCAGCAGAACCAACUGUUUGUAUCUGUAGAGGAUUUUGAUCGCACGGAAUGGCUCCCAGUCAUUAGCAAGUACGAGCAAAAGGGAUGGAAUGAGGGGAGAACGACUCAUUUGAGUUGUUGGCAGGUAGUUAAGUAAUUAGUACAGCGUAGAACUAUUUAAUAAUCCAAAAUGUGUGGUGAAUAAUCAAUCUACAUUGGCGAAGAGCGUAAC
This is a messenger RNA of Seminavis robusta, 1204 nucleotides long. Lineage: Eukaryota; Bacillariophyta; Bacillariophyceae; Naviculales; Naviculaceae. The record is from the annotation of a GenBank genome assembly.